Messenger RNA from Ylistrum balloti, 4897 nucleotides. Its product is annotated as tyrosine-protein kinase Abl-like. The transcript has 12 exons. The coding region runs from base 88 to 4029 and encodes 1313 amino acids. Lineage: Eukaryota; Metazoa; Mollusca; Bivalvia; Pectinida; Pectinidae. The record is from RefSeq and is a predicted model, not a curated record. Gene Ontology annotation, molecular function: ATP binding; non-membrane spanning protein tyrosine kinase activity; protein binding. Gene Ontology annotation, biological process: protein phosphorylation.
AUUGACAGAGAUGUAGUGAAUCGUUUGUAAGCAUGGUGCUAGGCGUAGGGGGUUAGAAAUAGGUCUGAGACCGACGUUGUAUGAAGAAUGGGGGCUCAACAAGGAAAAGAGAAUAAGACUGCUGGAAAAAGCAAAGGGAAACAAAAAGAACCAUCCCGACCUCCACCGGGGACUUUUUUUGAGCCGGCUGAUUCCCUCCUGCAGACACGCCCCCUCCCAGAUGCGCCCUCUAUUGGUGAUGUUCUCAACACAAAAUGGAUGUCGAAAGAGAAUCUGUUGGCCAGUCAGAACGAGGAUGAUCCAAAUCUCUUUGUUGCCCUUUACGACUUUCAGUCAGGGGGAGACAACCAGCUCAGCAUUGUUAAAGGUGAACAGGUGACCAUCUUGGGCUACAACAAAGGAGGUGAAUGGUGCGAGGUCAAGAACAAGGCUGGUGACAUCGGCUGGGUGCCUAGCAACUACAUUGCACCUGUCAACAGUCUUGACAAAUUUUCUUGGUACCAUGGACAGAUUUCUCGGAAUGCAUCUGAAUAUCUGCUCAGUAGUGGCAUCAAUGGCAGCUUCCUGGUCAGGGAGAGUGAGAGCAGCCCCGGUCAAAGGUCAAUAUCAGUUCGGUUUGAAGGAAGGGUCUACCAUUACAGGAUAAGCGAGGAUUCAGAUGGAAAGGUAUUUGUGACCCAGGAGCACCGCUUUAACACUCUGGCAGAGCUUGUCCACCACCACUCCAUACAUUCAGAUGGCCUGGUUACCACACUAUUAUACCCCGCACCAAAACGCACCAAACCUACUGUAUUUGGCCUCAGUCCUGAGCCAGACCGAUGGGAGAUCGAACGCACGGAAAUUGCAAUGAAACACAGGCUAGGUGGAGGGCAGUAUGGAGAUGUAUAUGAAGCAAUUUGGAAGCGAUACAACAAAACUGUGGCUGUGAAAACACUAAAGGAGGAUACGAUGGCCCUGAAGGAUUUCCUGGAGGAAGCAUGUAUCAUGAAGGAGAUGAAACAUCCUAACCUGGUACAGCUGCUGGGUGUGUGUACAAGAGAACCACCAUUUUAUAUAGUAACAGAGUUCAUGACACAUGGUAACCUUCUGGACUUCCUGCGAGGGUCCCCAAAGGGGGAGGUAGGUGCUACCAUACUUAUGCAUAUGGCCACCCAAAUAGCAUCAGGAAUGGCCUAUCUAGAGACCAGGAUGUUUAUCCACAGGGAUCUGGCAGCCAGGAACUGCCUGGUAGGAGAAAACCAUCUAGUCAAAGUGGCAGAUUUUGGGCUAGCCAGGCUGAUGAAGGAUGAUACCUACACAGCUCACGCUGGUGCCAAAUUCCCCAUAAAGUGGACGGCUCCUGAGGGACUGGCCUACAACCGUUUCUCCACCAAGUCAGAUGUAUGGGCGUUUGGAGUAUUGCUUUGGGAGCUGGCUACCUAUGGCAUGUCGCCUUAUCCUGGAGUGGAACUUACGGAGGUCUACCACCUACUGGAGCGAGGCUACAGGAUGGACCGUCCCGCUGGGUGUCCAGCAAAUGUCUAUGAACUGAUGAUGAGAUGUUGGCAUUGGGACCCGAAGGACCGUCCAACAUUCAAGGAUAUACACAACUCAUUAGAACACAUGUUUGAGAAGUCCAGUAUUAGUGAAGAGGUUGAAAAGGAGUUGGAGAAGAAUGAUACAAAACGAGUGCCCUCAAAGAAAGGUCGUCAGCCACCUAGUAUGGAUGGGAGUGAACACCUAGAGGGUCGUAUCAGCGCAGGUCCAACACCCCCUGCAGGCAGGCGUGUGUUACCUCUAAUGGAGGACACAGAACUGACGCUACGACAAACCAGCAAGUCUUUGUCCAAAUCACGCAAAAAGGGAGGCCCGGCUCCUGCCCCACCACGUAGAACUACAUCGUGUAAGGACACACCGGAAAAUCCCAAAGAUAUGGAGAAUGAAUUGAAAGCAAAAAUGAAACUGCAGAAGGCUAAGAUAGAAAGUUCUACUCUUGUGGAGCAGUAUGAUGAAAAUGAAACCCUAGAAAGGGACUCAUCAGCUGGAGAUUUCACUCCCAUGAUGGUAACACUUCAACCAUCUAAAAGAUUUGAACUAGGUUCACCUAAAACUUUCCAAAGGAUGGAUUCAAAGGAAGCUUUAAAGGAGAAUAGAAUGGAGGAUAGUGGUAUUUCACAAAGUAGUACCGAGAGUCUAAAGCGAGCACAGAUAGACAAAUCAAAAUAUUUGAUUAAUACAGAUAGUGCUGUCAAAUCUGGCCAGUUUGAACACUCACAAGAGCGAAGUAGUGGCAGGAAAUUCUCACUGCCAUACCAUCGUGAAACUGUACGCCAAUCAGACUUAGAAAGUAAAAAAGUUGACCAGGGGACAAGCACUUUUGAGGAAGGUACGGACGCAACUCCUUUAGUAACUUAUAAAGGUAAACAAUAUCCUAAAAAGGCCCUGCCUCUCCCGCAACAGGCAAUGGGCAUUCCACGUAGAAAAUACUCAUCUGAAAAUGUGCAACGAUUUGAGUCUACCCAGUUGAUAAGAGGGCGAGGCUCACUAGAUGCUGAAAGUGAGAGUGUGACCAUAGGUAAAUUAGAUGUGGAUAAUGUUACCAAAGCCAUUAGUAGGUAUGGAACCAUUCCAAAGGGGCGUAGAAUUGAAGCAUACCUUGCAUCAAUGGAGAGUGGAACUGAGCGAAAUCCAGUCCAGGAACUUCCCCAAGUAGAGGACCAUGACUCUGGGACAGACACUGCCAGCAUUUCCUCAUGUCCAGUGCUCCUACCAGAGGCUUCAGCAGCUAAGGUAGUACCCAGCACUGAGGCAAACAUCAUUAAACCUGAACCCAAUGUAAAACCAUCAGCUUUUGUUAAAUCACAAUCACAGCACACAAUUGUUGAGAAUUCCACUUCUCAUCAUGGAGCUCUUCUUCAGAGACAUAAAUCUGAUUUGACACAUGGAGCCAUGCCUGUCACUAUUGACCCCUCGCAACCCCAAAAACAUUACUCUGACCCCAAGCCUAAACCCAGCCCCCGGCUGUCUCGUAUGUUCACAGACCACGGUGAGGCCAAUAGCCACGAGGGCCAUGAGCCACUGUCGUCUGUACCAACUCCAGUGUACAAGUCACUGGGACCCCCUCUUGACUACAGCCCUGGUAGUACCACAGACUCUACUGUUAUAGAAAGUCCUGAAUCCAUUGAGGCACGACUUAAACAUAGUGCCGACAAGGGUCAACCUCUGCGACCCCAGUUCACACACAAGUCACGUUCCUCAUCCACAGGGGACUAUCCACGGCCAGAAGACACAACACCAGAUGAAAACCAGUGGGCAAGUGUUAAUGCAGCAAUGCAACAGCACAUGCAAAUUGCUCAAAACCAGCUAGAGGAUAAACAGGGUGCCUCUUUCUUAUCUAAAGUAGCCAUGUUUCAGUCACAGGGACCAGGAUCAAGUGAGUUCAGUUCCUUCAAACCAUUCACACGCGGGGAAAGUGGGCGGGAAUCACUGAGAGAUGACAAAUCGACAAGUAGUACAAAGUCGGACAUGAGGAAAAGUGAACCUCGUGUAGAAAUGCAACCAUACAAACCCACAGCUAGUAAAGAUGACAAUAUCUACAAGCCUGUAUUACCAAAGAUGACGGCAUCAUCGGGUGGGAUGAACCCUCUCAUGUCAAAGUCAAUGAUAGAUACUCUAGAUACUGUACCAGAGAGCUACUUACAUGGACAGAGCUCAGAUUCAGACACACCUAAGGUUUCACGUGAAACUAUUCUGGACUCGUCUGGUAAUUUAAAAGGCUGUAUUGAUUCCUUAUUAGCAACUGGAAAUAAAUCUAGCACAAAUUUCAUGGUACUUUCAGAACAAGUGCUAAAUUUCCAUGAGCAGUGUUCACAUUUUAUUGACUCUCUUCCUCCACACGCAAAGUUCCAUGCGCGAGAACUUUUGUCACGCCUGCAGUUGCAUAGUGAAAAUCUGAAAAAAUUUAGUAGUACAAAUCCAUCAGGAGGAGGUAAACUUUUAAGUGAUAUCAAACUGACUGUUCAGGAAGUCAUUGAUCUUAUACAAAGGUGAAAAGUGAGGUUUCCAUUUCUGAAAAAGAAAAUUAGAAAAAUUGACUGAGGAUUUGCUUAAAGUCUACUUAAGUUCAAUUUUCAUUUUUUGCAUUUUUUCAAGAAAUAGGGACCAUGCUGUGUUCUUGGUAUUUGAUAGAUCUUAAAAACCAAAGUGAAAGUUGAUGUGAUGUGUUUUACCAAACCUGAGGUAUAUCAAUUCAUAAGUGCAAGGUAUUCUUUCAUGGAUGUGAAAAGUUCACUGGUGCAAGAGUCACGGAAUAUGAAAGGUCUUUGAUCUACAUACAUUUAGAGGUGAAAGGUCAAUUGAAGUGAAAGGUUCCAGUGUGACAUUAAAGAGGCACUUUGUACCGAGAUGUUGUGAGUUGUGGUACAGAUGGGAAACUUUUCAGAGUAGCAUUGUCAUGUAUGACAUGUUCCUAUAUUAGUUAUGUUUAAGUCAUAUAUGUCAAUAUUCACACCAAAUAAAAUAUUGUCAUUUUGUUUGUUUUGUAGAAAGAUCAAAAUCUCCAUUUUCCCAUUUAUUUUUUUUUUUUUUUUAUGGAACAUAUCCUUUUUUCGCAUGAAAUUCCAACUCUAACAAAACUUGAUAAAAGAACACAAAUAAUGGUGAAGGAUUUUCAUGAAGCCAUCUUCAUCAUUACUUGAUGUGUGUAUGAAACAAGAUUCGUCUGGGUUCUAGUCUGACGUAACCAGUGAUAAAAACUCUUUAUAUGAAGUGAUUCAUUACAAAAAUAAAUUCACAACCUAUUGCCAAAUAUAACUUAUCUAGAAUGCUACCAUUAACUAUGUAUUUUAUGGUUUAACACUGGUGAACAAGUUUGAUACAGAAACAUAUAUAACGUAAAAACAUAACAAUAUUUAUAUAG